Cataglyphis hispanica is the source of this 1216-nucleotide messenger RNA. RefSeq lists its product as uncharacterized. The coding region runs from base 181 to 1200 and encodes 339 amino acids. The transcript is spliced from 8 exons. The record is from RefSeq and is a predicted model, not a curated record. Lineage: Eukaryota; Metazoa; Arthropoda; Insecta; Hymenoptera; Formicidae.
AUAUAUAUAUAUAUAUAUAUAUAUAUAUAUAUGUAUAUAUACACAUGAUAUGCACAUGGCAUCUUACAUUUUUUAUUGCAUUUAUAUUUACAUCAUGUCUUAUUUUUUAAAUAAUUAUAAUAACAAUUCCUAUAAAAAUCAAUAUAAUGAGGCCUAUUUUGUGAAAUCUGAUUAUAAAACAUGGCUUUGCCUUCCCUUAUAUUGGAUCCUGAAUUAUGUACAGUUUUUACAACUAGCGAAAUGAAUGUAAUAAACGAUGUCUUGUGCAAUAUUGAAUUUUGCUGUAAAUGUUUACAACAAGAUUACGCAAUCAGCAUCAUCUAUAAAGAAGGAAUCGAUGAUACAAAUUCUAAAAAAACUGCGUACGACACAUUUAGUUUAGACUAUGCGGUUUACAAAGCACUGAAGAUUCUUGAUAAACAUGUUGACAUUCUUCGUACGAAUCCUCGCUAUAAACAUAUUUCAAUGCCAUCAGCUUUGUUUUUGAAUUACAUCCGUUAUUUUUUAAAUUAUAUUUUAUGUAGAAUGCAUCUUAUGUCAGAACAAGCGAGAAAUAAAGAAUUACAUUAUAGACAACUCUGGCGCUGCCAUAAAAAAUCUGUCGCUGAUAUUGCUAUAUCCACUACAAAUUUGGAGAGGCAACGAAUUAAUCAUAAAAGAAUGCUCGAGGACGUAGUUAAACAAUACGGGAAAAAUAUAAUUGCUAUUAAUGAAAUCGACAAAAAGUGUAAUGAAGAUAUCAUAAACACAACUAUCAAAUACGAGAAGAAACAAUUUACUUUAUAUAAAGCUUGGGAAUUCGAACAAAAUGAAAUACGAUUAGCGUUGGAGAAUGUUAUAGAUGACUUCGAAUCCUUAAAAGAUAUAAAUACGAAAUUGCAACAAACUAUCCGUGAACGCAAAUUGACAAUUGAAUCAAAAUUAUUAGCAGUAAUAGCUAAAUAUGACUUAGAAAUUGGCAGCAGGUAUCAAAUGUUAGAAGAACUCAGUGAAGCAUAUGAAUACGAUAAGCUGGAAAAACAUAUGUUGGAGAAAGAGAUAAAACGACAAGAAAUAUACCUUGCUUCUAUCAAAGGAAAAGAAAAAAAUGAGGAUGAUAAAUUUUUGUUAGAUGAUGAUGAACAUUUAUCUACUAAUGCACAACAAGAACAUUCUGCACGGAUUAUCUCCAACGUUGAUUUGAAAAAUUUUGUGGAAUAGAGGAUUAAAAUAAAUA